GGCGUCGGGCUUGCGGCCAUCCAGUACUGCAAGGCCGUCGGGGCCAAUGUCUAUGGCACGGCCGGCAGCCAGCACAAACAGGACUUCCUACGACAACAGGGCGUGCACUUGGUCACGAGCUCGCGCGACGCCAGCCAGUUCCAAGCCGACAUGCACAAGGCCAACAGCAAGAUGAACGUCGUCCUCAACUGCCUCAUCGAGGACUUCAUUCCCUUCUCGCUCGACGCCAUGGCGCCCAAGGGCCGCUUCAUGGAGCUCGGCAAGCGCGGCAUCUGGAGCAAAGAGGAGGUCCUCGCCAGGCGGCCCGACUUGGCCAUGUACGAGGCCAUCGCCGUCGAUCACAUGAUGGAGCAAGAUCCCAAGUGGUUCGGCGCCAUGCUCGACCGCGUCCGGGGCCUGGUCGACAGCGGCAAGAUCAAACCCAUCCCCCUCCACACAUUCGACAUGAGCACCGCAGACAACGUCACCGGCGGCAUCGCGGCCUUCAGGUUUAUGCAGAGGGCGCAGCACAUCGGCAAGGUCAUCAUACAGAUACCCUCAGCCAUCGCACCGCCCCACACAGACGACGCACAGCGCCACGAGGCGACACCGGCCGACCGCCAAACUGACGGAUGCUAUGUCAUCACCGGAGGGCUCGGCGGACUCGGACUCCUCGUCGCAGACUGGCUCGUUGAUGAAGGCGCGAAGCACAUUGUGUUGCUGUCUCGUCGCGGCAAGCCCCCGCCCUCCAUCGAGACAUCGGCCAUCUGGCAGAAGCUGACGGCGCCCGUCCCGCACCGCAAGACCAACGUGCAAGUUCACUGCAUGCCGUGUGACGUGUCGGACAGGCAGGCGUGCGCCGAUCUGCUCGACAAGCUGCGGGCCAAGCUGCCGUCACAUCCCGUCAAGGGCAUCUUCCACGCGGCUGGCGCCAUCGAUGACGCAAAAGUCAUCAACCAGACAAGGGACCGUAUCGAGGCUGUCUACCUGCCAAAGGUGACGAUAGCUAGCUGACCUCCUCGAAAAGCACUCAGACAUUACAUUCAUUGGCUGCUGCUUCGCUGUCAGGUGAUGGGUGCGAUGCAUCUCCAUGAGCUAUCGGUUGACACCAAGCUUCCACUGGGCCAUUUUGUGAUGUUCUCGUCCGUGGCAUCUCUGUUUGGCAACUUCGGCCAGUCCAACUACUCGGCGGCCAACUCGUGUCUGGACGCCUUGACUGAGUACCGCCGCUCCAAGAAGCUCGCCGCCCAAAGCAUCCAGUGGGGACCAUGGACAGAACACGGCAUGGCGGCAGACUUCAAGUCCCACCUCGACAAGGUCGGCAUGCGCGGCGUUACCAACGAUCUUGGUCUUCGCGUGCUCGGCGAUGUCAUGCGGCACUCUGAGCGUGUGGGCGUGACGUGCUGCCAGGCCCUCAAGUGGCACACUUUCCUCUCCAAGUACGACGUCAUCCCACCCUUCUACGAGACUGUGGCGUCGGCUGCCACGGGAGGCGCCGCUGCAGGCGUGUCUGCCGAGCUGCGCAACAUGGAUGCGGCGGCCCUCAAGGAGCACAUUCACAAGACAGUCGUGGAGACCGCUGCAACGGUCCUCGGCAUGACGGAAGCGCCCCCCCUGGACUCGCCUCUGCAGGAGCUGGGCAUCGACUCACUCGGCGCUGUCGAGUUCAGAAACGCCUUGUCAUCCAAGAUUGGCGUCAAGCUGCCGGCCACCACUCUCUUCGACUACCCCACUCUCAACGCGAUCAUCGGCUUCAUCUGCAGUGAGAUCUCCGGCGGCAUUGACGAGGCGGCCGGUGUGGAUGACACGGGUGUGCCGGUGCCUGUGGCCAUGUCUGAGAGCCUGGCUGUGGUUGGUGUGUCGUGCCGCCUGCCUGGCGGCGUGACGACGCCCUCGUCCUUCUGGUCGAUGCUCAUGAACAGGACCGACUGUGUGGAUGAAGUGCCACUGACCCGCUGGAACGUCGAUGAGGUCUACGACGCCGAUCCCGAUGCCAAGGGCAAGUGCUACACGCGCAAGGCGGCCUUCAUGGAUGCGGCAGACAUGUUCGAUAACGCCUUCUUCAACAUCGGCCCUGCGGAAGUCCAAUCCAUGGACCCCCAGCAGAGGCUGAUGCUUGAAGUGGGGUACGAGGCCUUCCACAGCGCGGGCCUCAGCCGCGAGAAGCUCAUCGGUCAGGACCUGGCUGUGUUCAUCGGGUGCUGCAACCAAGACUGGAAUUUCAUCGACUUGUCCGACAAGAGCAGCAGCUACUCUGGAACAGGCGGGGCCAGCAGCAUCGUCUCGAACCGCCUGUCUUAUGUGUUUGGUCUCAAGGGUCCGUCCAUGACCAUCGACACAGCCUGCUCGUCGUCCCUCGUCGCCAUGGACGCCGCCGUCAAGAACACGCGAAUGGGGGUGUGCCGCGGUGCCCUGGUGGGAGGUGUUAACCUGAUGCUCUCACCUCAUCUGUUCAUUGCCUUCUCCAAGGCACGAAUGCUCUCGCCGGACUGCAAGUGCAAGACAUUUGACGCCAAGGCCAACGGCUAUGUGAGGGGUGAGGGUGCUGGCGCAGUAGUGCUGCGGCGCGCGAGCGACGUGGAGGCCAUGAAGCUCCAGCGGAUCGCCACGGUCCUCGGCUCGUCCGUUAAUCAUGACGGCCGGAGUGCCAGUCUGACCGCCCCCAAUGGGCCAGCGCAGCAGGAGGCUAUCAAGUCAGCCCUGAAUCAGGCCGGCCUGAAGCCUUCGGCCGUGUCGUACAUCGAGACCCACGGCACGGGCACUUCUCUCGGCGACCCCAUCGAGUUUGGCGCCCUUCAGGUACACGCAUUAAUCUGACAUGCACACGCACAUCAGAAGGGAGGCAUCAACUUAAAUUACUGUCUCUCUGUGUCCUUGCAGGCUGUGUUCGGUCCGGGCCGCAGUGACAACAAUCCUCUUGUGCUGGGUGCACUCAAGACCAAUAUCGGCCACUUGGAGGGAUCCGCGGGCAUAUCGGGUCUUGUGAAUCUCAUCAUGACGCUCCUGCACAGCCGCGCGGCGCCCAACCUGCACUUCACUCAGCUGAACCCCUACAUAUCGAUGAACGAGACCUUCCCAGUGGUCUUCCCCACGGAGCCAGUGCCGCUGGUGUCCGGCCUGCCGGGCAAGGACCGCAUGGUGGGCGGCGUGAGCUCAUUCGGAUUCGGUGGCGCCAACGCCCACAUCCUGGUGGAGGCCAAGGCGCUCAGUGCGGCGCAGAUCGAUGAGAUGCUCAACAAGGACAAGGCCUCGGCGGCGUUGCAGAACAAGAUCGGGUUCAUGUUCACCGGGCAGGGCUCACAGUACGUCGACAUGGGCCGCAAGCUCUAUGACAACGAGAAGGUGUUCCGGGAGUGCAUCGACCAGUGCGCGACCAUCCUGGAUCCGCUGCUGCCCGUUCCGCUCACGGGCAUCCUCUACCCCAAGAACGACAAGGAGAAGAUCAAAAUGCAGGAGAUGAUCGACCAG
This is a messenger RNA of Vitrella brassicaformis, 3447 nucleotides long. NCBI's taxonomy places the organism in Eukaryota, Vitrellaceae. The record is from the annotation of a GenBank genome assembly.